CUGACAUGGCUGUCAUUGGCAUUAUGGGCAGUCCGAUAUGAACAUCGCUGCGAUGUUUUACGGGUACAAUGAGGACUAUUGUAGAGCUCUAUACCCUCUAUUGACGCCACGAUACGAUACUACUUGGGCCAAACUCUACCCUCGACUCGUAUCGACAUGCAUCACCGCACUACCCCUUUUGUGCCGAUUCACAGACUAUACGGAACCCUCAGUGACCAUUUCAGAUGAUUCAGCAAUCUGUAAAGACUACGUACAUAUUCCUAUGGACGUCUUGGCUGGAUCCUAUCACGUUGCAUCUAAUCCGCUGAUCGCUGUCCUCAUCCGGAUGAGGGUACUCUUCAAUUCUAUUCGCUCUCUCAACCUUCAAGAUCAAUCGCUACGAUUGGCACAGACGCUGCUCGGUUACUGGUCAGAGGAGGAGGAUGUCGAAAUUGAGGAGGACGAGGACUAUCCCACAGUCCCCUGUAUCUAUUGGGAUACCACAGACGGACUCCAUCGUGCCGCUUUUGCACUGGCGUUAUAUCACAACUUUGUCCGGUCAUUUGUCUAUCCGGGAAGCCUGCCCUCUUCUCUGGAGCAGGUGGCUUGGAGUAUCAUGAAGCGGACUCAGCGACUCCGAAAAACACUGAAGGACCAAGGAUGGUCUCAUGGUUCGGUGCAUGAUAUGGACAAUGUGGUUAAAUUACAGUCAGGUGUGAGGAUCCCGGGAGAUUGGUUCGAAUGCAAGGAUCAGGGUGGAGGCACCAAGCCAUACCAGGCAAGUAGCUUUGCAGUCGCAUCAUCAGUAGCUUACCGGUGUCCCUCAGAUCCUGGCAAAUAUCUGCGUCUUCCCAUCCAUUCCCCUCACCAUCAAAGAGAUUCUGGCUCAGAUCGACAAUUCGUUGCAUAAGGAGACCAUGCCGUCAACCUCGGUUCCGUCUGGACCGAGCGAGUCUACCCCUGACAUCUCUGUAAGCAUUCCGGGUCUACCUAAUGACUCGGUCGUGAUCUUCUGUCCGCCGACUGAAGACGACCCCUCCAUUGGUGUCUACCGCAUGCUGUUCCAUCUGGGACAAUCCCUUGAGCGACACAUCUCCGAGAAUGA
Messenger RNA from Kockovaella imperatae, 1084 nucleotides. RefSeq lists its product as hypothetical. The transcript has a single exon. Lineage: Eukaryota; Fungi; Basidiomycota; Tremellomycetes; Tremellales; Cuniculitremaceae. The record is from RefSeq and is a predicted model, not a curated record. Bases 38 to 889 code for a protein of 283 amino acids.